CACAGUUGCUGACAAGACUCGCAACCAUGGAAUCACCACCGCAACCACCACCACCACCAGUAUCUCCGUCUCUCCUCCGUCGUCUAAUCCACCUCGACACCACCGUCUCUCUCCACCUCUACACUCUGACGCAACCCAUCCUCCCGUACACCCUCCUCAAAACCUUGGAACUCUCCGGUGAUGGGCGAUUCUUCUUCCCCUUGACCCUCUCCCUCCUUCUCUCUCCUCUCUCCACCACCCAAUUUCCCUUCAUCCUCAACCUCCUCCUUGGCCUUCUCUUAGACCUCCUCGUAAUCGGCCUCCUCAAACACCUCGUCCGCCGUCCUCGACCCGUCUACAAUAAAAACAUGUUCCUCACUUUCUCCGUCGACCAUUGGUCCUUCCCCAGUGGCCACUCCUCUAGAGUUUUCUACAUUGCCACUUUCAUAUUCCUAAAUUCGAAAUUCGUCGAAGAGGUUUUGAUUCAAUUGAGGUCUAAUCGUGUUGGUGGGUAUUUUUCAAAUGAAUGGAUAAGCAAAAAUUUGUUCUAUUUGAAUGAUGAGGUUAAAAUGGUGAAUUAUAUUGUUGCCAUUGUUGGGUUGUGGGCUAUGUCGACAUCAGUCUCUAGGGUUCUUCUGGGGCGGCAUUUCGUGUUUGAUGUGGUUGCUGGUGCGUGCUUGGGUGUUGCUGAAGCUCUGAUUGUGUUUCAGGUUUUCAAUUAUGAGACCUUGAGAUCGGUUUUGUGGUGAUGAACUGCCUAGCCCUUUUUGGGAUGGAAAUUGGGCGACAAGGUUGCAACUGCACGAUAUGCUCAAUAAUCCACAUCUAAAAUUAAGGAAAGCCUCAUGGAAUCUUGCCCUUAUCAAAUCUGUGCUUGUGAAUAUGUUUGGAGGAAGACAGGAACUUGUAACUGAUUGGAUAAACUUGGGUAACAAUAGGAGCCAUUGGGCUACACACAUGUUCAUGGCUGUUAAUCUUAGUUUACUACAUGCUAGUGAGCGCAUAUUGUUAUAAUGUCUUGACUAGUUGUGCUUAUUUCACAGUUACUUAUAUCAAUUGAUUUAUUUUUUGGAAUUAAUGCUGCAAGGGAAUCUACCAUCUGGGAAUUUUGAACUUGAAUCAUACAGUGUGUGCAUAAACUUCUACCCUUCUAUUGAGGUUGUUUAGACAUUAGUUACAUUGAGAGAAAAUUAACUAAGAUGGCUUAAUCAUAAGCAUAAAACGAAUUUAGGAAGAGUCACAGGGCAUACAUAGACUAUAAGUAUAAUGCAUGGGAAAAGAGAAGAGAGAAUUUGAUGUGGGUUAUAUUGAGAA
Messenger RNA from Ilex paraguariensis (yerba mate), 1293 nucleotides. NCBI's taxonomy places the organism in Eukaryota, Viridiplantae, Streptophyta, Magnoliopsida, Aquifoliales, Aquifoliaceae. The record is from the annotation of a GenBank genome assembly.